This is a messenger RNA of Bolinopsis microptera, 885 nucleotides long. RefSeq lists its product as uncharacterized. NCBI's taxonomy places the organism in Eukaryota, Metazoa, Ctenophora, Tentaculata, Lobata, Bolinopsidae. The record is from RefSeq and is a predicted model, not a curated record. Gene Ontology annotation, molecular function: RNA binding. The transcript has 2 exons.
AUGUGCAUGACCAACAGAGUGACCAACAGAGUGACCAACAGAGUGACCAACAGAGUGACCAACAGAGUGACUAACAGAGUGACUAACAGAGUGACUAACAGAGUGACUAACAGAGUGACUAACAGAGUGACUAACAGAGUGACUAACAGAGUGACUAACAGAGUGACCAACAGAGUGACCAACAGAGUGACUAACAGAGAGACCAACAGAGUGACUAACAGAGUGACUAACAGAGUGACUAACAGAGUGACCAACAGAGUGACUAACAGAGAGACCAACAGAGUGACUAACAGAGUGACCAACAGAGUGACCAACAGAGUGACUAACAGAGUGACUAACAGAGUGACUAACAGAGUGACCAACAGAGUGACCAACAGAGUGACUAACAGAGUGACGAACAGAGUGACUAACAGAGUGACUAACAGAGUGACUAACAGAGUGACUAACAGAGUGACCAACAGAGUGACCAACAGAGUGACCAACAGAGUGACUAACAGAGUGACUAACAGAGUGACUAACAGAGUGACUAACAGAGUGACCAACAGAGUGACUAACAGAGUGACCAACAGAGUGACCAACAGAGUGACCAACAGAGUGACCAACAGAGUGACCAACAGAGUGACUAACAGAGUGACUAACUGAGUGACUAACAGAGUGACUAACAGAGUGACUAACAGAGUGACUAACAGAGUCACUAACAGAGUGACUAACAGAGUGACUAACAGAGUGACUAACAGAGUGACUAACAGAGUGACUAACAGAGUGACUAACAGAGUGACUAACAGAGUGACUAACAGAGUGACUAACAGAGUGACUAACAGAGUGACUAACAGAGUGACUUACAGAGUGACCAACAGAGUGACCAACAGAUUGACGGACUACUAA